Messenger RNA from Parnassius mnemosyne (clouded apollo), 1758 nucleotides. The record is from the annotation of a GenBank genome assembly. NCBI's taxonomy places the organism in Eukaryota, Metazoa, Arthropoda, Insecta, Lepidoptera, Papilionidae.
AUGAGUGAACCACAGUUUUUAGAAGAAGGCUGUCUUAGUAAGGGCAGCAUAACUAUGCCGGCGUCAGUCAGGGAGGUUCCAGAGCACUGGAAAGAAUUUGCAUGUGGUGGAGGGUCUGCCUUUUGCAAUAUAUUGAUUAGCUAUCCACUGAAUAAGAUUAUAUUUAGACAGAUGAUGCAUGGAGUAGAAGCAACACUAGCUUUAAACCAAUUGCAGAAGGAAGGCUUAGGAUAUUUAUAUCGUGGAAUGCUACCUCCCCUACUGCAGAGGUCUUUGUCGAUGUCACUUAUGUUUGGUGUAUAUGAUGAAUGCCUACAACCACUUUUGCACCAACAAAUUAACCCAUAUGUUGCCAAAUCUGUAGCUGGAAUUGUUGCAGGCUGUUUUGAGGCAACUCUGAUGCCAUUUGAAAGACUACAAACCCUGCUUAUUCAUCCUAAAUACCAUAAAGAGCUUAAAAAUACUGCACAUGCAGCAAGCCAUAUUCUAAGACAUCAUGGUGUAAUGGAAUUUUAUAGAGGACUUGUACCAAUUCUCCUCAGAAAUGGUCCAUCAAAUGCAAUGUUUUUCAUUAUUAGAGAUGAGGUGAAUUUAAGAUUACCACGUCAAGAUUACAUUGUGUAUGAUAGCCUACAGAAUUUUAUUGCGGGAGCUUCAAUAGGCGCAUUUCUUAGUACAUUGUUCUAUCCUUUGAAUGUUAUAAAGAUAGCUAUGCAGUGUGAACUGGGAGGUCCACAUAGAACGAUUUUAUAUGAAUUCAAAUAUAUUUUGCACAAAAGAGGUUCCAAGUUUGCAAAUUUUUAUCAUGGUGCGCUGCUGAAUAUAUCACGGGCGUUUCUAAAGUCACAACGACCUAAGUAUCGCGAAGACUACAGGUUUGAGAAAGCUUUUAAUUCCUUCUAUAAGCUGCACACUACUGCUGCGGUAUGGUCGAGUGCAUAUAUCCGUUGUGAAGCCGAGGGCUCUGAACUCAUGGUGCCCGAAACUCUGGACGAAGCAGAUGCAAUGCCCCUUUUCAUUGCCCCAGCUCUUACAAACUAUGACGGUGUCUACGUUGGCAUACAUGACUUGUAUUCAGAGAGAAGUUUUGUUACAUUAAAAGGUUUUAAGUUGCGCGACUCGAUCUUGGAAUUACUAUGGGAACCGGACGAGCCAAAGCACAGCGGUGGUAGGUGCAUCGCAAUGCGCCGGAACGGUCGGCUUUACGUUAACCCCUGUUCAAGUCGACUCCCGUUUAUCUGCAAGAUAAAUGCUACUCAAGUUUCUUAUUAUCAAGAGUGCGACACUUUUGAUCCUCGUUGGAAACUAGGCAAAAAUGAUUCUUGUUACAUAACCCACACAGAGCCACAGACUUGGCAUGAGGCACACAGCAGCUGCCUCUCUGCAGGCGGAUACCUUGCGAUACUAGACGACCGUGACGAAGCAGAGUACAUUCGUGAGCUAUUUAAGAAUGUAGACCAAGUGAAGACGCCAGGCGACUUCGCCUUCUUGGGAUUUAACGACCUUUUUCAAAUGUAUCAUUUUAAGACUGUGCAUGGUGAACGCGUUAGUAAACUCUUAGACUGGGACUUGAAAUGUCCACAACUAGCAACCAAUGAGACGAAAAGUGAGCGAUGUGGUGGUAUCCGACGAAACGGUCUCCUUGCUGCUGAAAAUUGUGAUAGUCCCGCAAUAUUCUUUUGCGAAAAACCUUCCAAAGGCACCUACAAAUUUAAAGGUCUACGCCAAGGUGCUACACAUAUUCACCAUAUAGUCUAA